GUCCCAGGCGCCCCGGGGUCGGGCCGUGCCAGGGAGGAGGGAAGAUGCUGCGGGCCGGCUGCCGCGCCGCGCUGCCCCGCCGCCCCCCGGGCUCGGUGCCGCUGAGCGGGACCGGGGGGCAGCGGCCCGGGGGAUCCGAGGCCGAGGAGGGGGGGCUGAAGCGGACGCCGCUGGACGCCCUGCACCGGUCCCACGGGGGGCGGAUGGUGCCGUUCGCCGGCUGGAGCCUGCCGCUGUACUACGGGCAGGGCCACCUCCAGUCCCACUUGCACACCCGCCGCUGCUGCUCCCUCUUCGACGUCUCCCACAUGCCACAGACUCGAGUGUACGGCCGGGACCGCAUCAGGUUCAUAGAGAGCCUGGUGGUGGGGGACAUCGCUGAGCUGAAGCCGGGGCAGGGCACCCUGACGCUGCUUACCAACGAGAAGGGCGGCAUUGUGGACGACCUCAUUGUCACCAACACGUUGGAAGAUCACCUCUACGUGGUGUCCAAUGCUGGCUGCGCUGACAAGGACUUGGACAUCAUGAGGGGCAGAGCAGCAGAGCUGCAGGCCGCUGGCGGUGACAUCCACCUGGAGGUGUUGGACAAUGCGUUGCUGGCUCUGCAAGGUCCCUCCAUGGCACGGGUGCUGCAGGCGGGGCUGCCAGACGACCUGGCAAAGCUCUCUUUCAUGAAUAGCAUCACCACAACAGUUUUCAGCGUGCCAGGCUGCCGGGUCACACGCUGUGGCUACACUGGCGAGGAUGGCGUGGAGAUCUCGGUGCCUGCGGGGCGGGCAGUGGAACUGGCCGAGCAGCUGCUGGGUGUCUCCGAGGUGUGGCUGGCGGGGCUGGCGGCCAGGGAUAGCCUGCGCCUGGAGGCUGGGCUCUGCCUCUACGGCAAUGACAUUGAUGAGACCACCACGCCUGCUGAGGCUGGGCUGCUGUGGACCUUGGGUACUUCAGGGCCACGUCCCUUCCCACCUCCUCCUCAGGGGAAGCGCCGGCGCACAGCUAUGGACUUCCCCGGCGCGGCUAUCAUCAUGGCACAAGUGAAAGAGAAGCCGAAGCGGAAGCGUGUGGGGCUGACAUCAGUGGGACCCCCCGUCCGGCCCCACAUGGCCAUCCUGGGCCCUGAGGGCACACCUGUGGGCACGGUGACCAGCGGCUGCCCUUCACCCUCCCUGGGCAAGAACAUUGCCAUGGCCUACGUAGAGGCAGCACACAGCCGGGCUGGCACCGCUCUCACCGUUGAGGUGCGGAAGAAGCAGCACCCAGCCCUUGUCACCAAGAUGCCCUUCGUGCCCACCCAGUACUACAUGGCCAAGUGAGGCCAGCACCACCGCAGGCACAGCACCCCAGCCCCAAUAAAUGCCCCUGCCCCACUC
Phalacrocorax carbo (great cormorant) is the source of this 1367-nucleotide messenger RNA. The record is from RefSeq and is a predicted model, not a curated record. Lineage: Eukaryota; Metazoa; Chordata; Aves; Suliformes; Phalacrocoracidae.